AUGUCUCUAGUAUCAGAGGCCAUCUGGGCAGCGUCCCCUUCGACGACGCGCGGACAGGCAACGCCUCUUUCCUCGGACCCCAAAGGCGAACGCAUUGCGUAUGCUUCGGGCAAAUCUGUCUUCCUUCGCUCCAUCGACGAUCCGGCUGUUAGUAAACAAUACACACAACACACUACGCAGACGACUGUCGCACGCUUCUCGCCCUCGGGCUUUUACGUCGCAAGUGGAGAUGUCUCGGGCACGGUCAAGGUGUGGGACUGCGCAGGCGAGGGUGCUACAAAAGGCGACUACCACAUCAUUGCUGGCCGCAUCAACGACUUGGCAUGGGACGGCGACUCGCAGCGCAUCAUAGCAGUCGGCGACGGCAAAGAGCGCUUCGGACAUUGCAUUACAGCAGAUAGCGGUAACAGCGUGGGCGAAAUCUCCGGACACUCUUCGCAAAUCAACUGCGUGUCCAUUCGCCAGCAACGACCUCUUCGUGCUGCCACGGGCUCCGACGACACCAGCCUGGUCUUCUACCAUGGUGCUCCUUUCAAGUUCAACACCAGUCUGAGAGGGCAGCACAACCGCUUCGUCUUCGGCACCGCCUUCUCACCCGACGGUUCGGUCUUCGCCAGUGUUGGCGCCGACAAGCGUAUAUGGCUGUACGACGGCAAGACUGGCGAGGCCAAGGGACAAAUUGGCGAGGGAGUACACACUGGCAGCAUUUUCGGCGUUUCAUGGUCCAAGGACUCGAAGAAGUUUGUUACAGCCAGUGCGGAUCAGACUGUCCGGAUAUGGGACCCUGAAGCGGGCAAGAACAUCCAGACCUGGCGAAUGGGCGAAGAAGGUGCCGUUAGUAUACCCGACCAGCAGGUCGGCGUGGUGUGGCCCACAGGCCGCAGCGAUGGCCUGAUCGUUAGUGUAGAUCUGGACGGAAACUUGAACUACCUCGUCGACGGCAACCCAAAGCCAACGCGUGUCAUUCGCGGCCAUGCCAAGAAUAUCACAGCUGCAGCUAUUGCUGGAUCUACCUUCGCCACGGGAAGCUACGACGGGCGGAUCUUAGCAUGGGACACCAACACCGGAUUGGCCGACAAGGUCGAAGGCGCAGCACAUUCCAGCUACGUCGCCGGCAUCACGACUUCCGAUAGCAAGAGUGAGGCAGAGAUGUACAGUGUUGGCUGGGAUGACACGUUGCGCUCCAUGUCAGUCCCAGACAAGAUCUUCACUGGGGAGGCUCACGACCUCAAAUUCCAACCCAAGGGCGUUGCUGCGACCUCGAGCACUGUGCUGGUCCCAUCAUCAGACGCGAUAGCGGUAUACUCCAAGGGUGCUCAAGUCAGCUCCUUACCACUCAAAUUCUCGCCUACUUCAAUCGCAGUCCAUGGCUCUACUGUAGCCGUUGGCGGAGAUGACAAGCUUGUACACAUCUACACACUUUCUGGCACCGAGCUCAAGGACACCGAAAUAGUGCUUCGCCGCGCAACUGCACCAAUUUCCGCGCUUGCCUUCUCCCCUUCAGGUAAGAAGCUAGCAGUGGGUGCUGGAAACGGCAAGAUCUACGCAUACGAGGCAGGCGGAGACUGGAAGGUUAUUACAGACAGGUGGAGUGCUCACACUGCGCGCAUCACCUGUCUGGCCUGGGACGAGAGUGAGAACUAUGCCGCAAGUGGUAGUCUAGAUACGAAUGUCAUGGUCUGGAGCACCCAAGACCCUGGCAAGCGUAUCAAGGCUCUCAACGCGCAUAAAGACGGAGUCAAUGGUAUUGCGUGGGAGAAGACUUCGAAGGUCAUUUCGACGGGAGGUGAUGCUAGUAUCAAGGUGUGGAGCGUCAAGGCGUAA
Messenger RNA from Alternaria atra, 1824 nucleotides. RefSeq lists its product as uncharacterized. Gene Ontology annotation, molecular function: actin filament binding. Lineage: Eukaryota; Fungi; Ascomycota; Dothideomycetes; Pleosporales; Pleosporaceae. Gene Ontology annotation, biological process: positive regulation of actin filament depolymerization; actin filament depolymerization. Bases 1 to 1824 code for a protein of 607 amino acids. The transcript is spliced from 4 exons. Gene Ontology annotation, cellular component: cortical actin cytoskeleton. The record is from RefSeq and is a predicted model, not a curated record.